Messenger RNA from Geosmithia morbida, 1557 nucleotides. Its product is annotated as mitochondrial import inner membrane translocase subunit TIM50. Gene Ontology annotation, molecular function: phosphoprotein phosphatase activity. The coding region runs from base 1 to 1557 and encodes 518 amino acids. NCBI's taxonomy places the organism in Eukaryota, Fungi, Ascomycota, Sordariomycetes, Hypocreales, Bionectriaceae. The record is from RefSeq and is a predicted model, not a curated record. The transcript is spliced from 2 exons.
AUGCUUUCCAAAUUUGCGCAAGCCACCCGCUUGGGUGUCAGGGCCGCACGCUUCGUGCCCGUUACCACUGCACGCCCCGCUUCUGCCAUCGCCGUCUCCCCUUGGAUUCGCACAUACUCCAAGGGCUCCAACAAGGGCUCGGAUGCUCCUUCGCCCAAACAGGAUGCGCCCCAGUCCAAGGCUCCGGAGGAGCCGUCGUCGAGUGAACCCGCGUCCGACUCGUCGAAGUCAGCUGCCGAUGGGCCCAAGGAGUCAGAGCCCAUAGCCUUCGAUAAGCUUCCCGACCUGACUCAGGGUAUCCCGUCCACCCUCGAGGCCGAAAUGGAGGAGAUCCAGGGCAGGGGUAAGCCCGGCUCGGCCCUACAGACCGUCGCACAGGAGAAGUACGAGCGUCGUGGCCGCGGAGGCAGCGACCCGUACGUGUCAACAAGCGAGCGCAACCGCCGCUGGUGGACCCGCGUCAUGCUUGUAAUGGCGGGGGGUGGCUCCGUCAUGGGACUCGCCUACCUUGGUCGCAACUGGGACGACGACGCCGAGACCAAGCGUCAUCCCGACAUCCCCAACGGCUUGUCCCCUUCGCUCUGGUGGCAGCGUGUCAGGGCUCGCACUAGUGAGUCUGUCUCAUACUACCAGGACCCGGCCUUCGACAAGCUGCUGCCCGACCCGGAUCCCAGCUUCGAGAGACCCUACACCCUCGUUGUGAGCCUCGAGGAUCUACUUGUCCACAGCGAGUGGAGUCGCCAGCAUGGAUGGAGGUUGGCCAAGCGCCCUGGCGUCGACUACUUUAUCCGCUACCUCGGCCAGUACUACGAGCUGGUUGUCUGGUCAUCAACUCCUUUUGCUCUUGCCGAGGGAAUUGUGCGCAAGCUGGAUCCCUUCCGCUUCAUCAUGUGGCCCCUCUUCCGCGAGGCCACCAAGUUUGAGGAUGGCGAAAUCGUCAAAGAUAUUUCGUAUCUCAACCGCGACCCGUCUAAGGUUAUUGUGCUAGAUACAAACGCCAUACACGCACGCAAGAACCCCGAGAACGCCAUUAUUCUGGACCCCUGGAACGGUGAAGCUGGUGACAAGGAGCUCGUGAGCCUGAUCCCCUUCCUCGAGUACAUCCACACCAUGCAAUAUUCGGACGUGCGCAAGGUCAUCAAGUCGUUUGAUGGCAAGCACAUCCCCACUGAGUUUGCCCGCCGUGAGGCCAUUGCCCGUCAAGAGUUCAAUGCCCGCAUCAAGGCAGAGAAGGCCAAGCACUCCAAGCCGUCUGGCAUGGGCGCUCUUGGCAGCAUGCUCGGGCUCGGCCCUAGCAACCUGAGCAUGACUGUGGCGCCCGAUGGUGAGCAGAACCCCAACGAGGCGUUCGCCCAGGGCAAGAUGCUCCAGGAUAUUGCCCGCGAGCGUGGCCAACGUAACUACGAGCUCAUGGAGAAGGAGAUUCGUGAGAACGGCCACAAAUGGCUCGAAGAGGAAAAGAUGAUGAACGAGAAACUGCAAAAGGAGGCCAUGGAGAACAUGUUUGGCUCCUUUGGUGGUUGGUUCGCUCCCAAGAGUGGGGAGAAGAAGAACUAA